This is a messenger RNA of Daucus carota subsp. sativus, 3565 nucleotides long. RefSeq names its product LRR receptor-like serine/threonine-protein kinase ERL1. Gene Ontology annotation, biological process: protein phosphorylation. The record is from RefSeq and is a predicted model, not a curated record. The transcript has 27 exons. Gene Ontology annotation, molecular function: protein kinase activity; protein binding; ATP binding. Lineage: Eukaryota; Viridiplantae; Streptophyta; Magnoliopsida; Apiales; Apiaceae. Bases 336 to 3290 code for a protein of 984 amino acids.
CACGCCAAAAGCCUGCUCUCUCCUUUCUCCUAAUCCUUCCCCUCUCUCCCCCAACAUUCUCAUCUCUCUCCCUCUCUCUCUCUCUCUCUCACUGCUAAUACAUGCAUGUCCUCUUUAUUGACACACAGCUUUCUCAAUAAAUGUAGCACCCUCAUACUUCUACUUCUCCAACACUAGUAACUCCUUUUUGUAUUUUCUUGUUUUAUUAUUAUCUACUCACCCCCUUCUGCAAUAAACAACUCAUACAUGGCAACCAACUACUAGCACCACCUUCUUCUUUCUUCUUGUUUCUCUCACAAAGUUUAAAUCUUUGUAUCCUUCCCAACAAGAUAGAGAUGAAAAUGCAGCACUUUUUUAUUAAUAUGGCCUUCAUUGUUCCAAUGAUUUUUGUUUUACUCGCAGCUCCAGCUUCUACUACUCUUACUGAUCAAGGAAAAGCCCUGUUGUCGAUAAAGUCAUCUUUUAAAAAUGUAGCAAAUAUAUUGAUGGAUUGGGAUGAUGAUGUUAACAAUGCCGAUUAUUGUUCUUGGAAAGGAGUUUUCUGUGCUGAUAAUCUCAGCACUUCUGUUGUUUCUCUGAACUUGUCAAAUUUGAACUUGGGUGGUGAAAUUUCCACAGCCAUUGGAGAUUUGAGGGAUUUGCAAUCCAUAGACUUGCAGGGGAAUAAGUUGACUGGUCAAAUUCCAGAUGAAGUAGGCAACUGUGUCUCUCUUGUGUAUUUGGAUUUGUCUGAUAAUUUGCUGUAUGGUGACAUACCCUUCUCGAUAUCUAAACUCAGACAGCUUGAGUUAUUAAACUUGAAGAACAACCAGUUAACAGGUCCUAUACCAUCAACAUUGACACAGAUUCCUAACCUCAAAACUCUCGAUCUUGCUCAGAACCAGCUCUCUGGUGAAAUACCAAGUUUAAUCUAUUGGAAUGAAGUACUCCAGUAUCUAGGUUUGCGUGGAAAUUCUCUGACUGGAUCACUUUCCCCUGAUAUGUGCCAGUUGACCGGCUUAUGGUAUUUCGAUGUACGCCACAACUAUCUGACAGGGCCUAUUCCAAACAGCAUUGGUAAUUGCACGAGUUUUGAGAUAUUGGAUAUCUCAUACAAUGAAAUUACUGGAGAGAUUCCAUACAAUAUUGGAUUUUUACAAGUGGCUACCUUGUCUCUUCAAGGCAAUAAAUUAACAGGAAAUAUCCCAGAAGUGAUAGGUUUAAUGCAAGCCCUAGCUGUUCUAGAUUUAAGUGAUAAUGAGCUAGUUGGAUCAAUCCCCCCAAUUCUUGGCAAUUUAUCUUACACUGGGAAACUUUACCUUCAUGGAAAUAAACUUACGGGACCGAUUCCGCCAGAGCUCGGGAAUAUGUCCAGGCUAAGCUACUUGCAAUUAAAUGACAAUCAGCUUGUCGGUGGAAUCCCUGCUGAACUUGGGAAACUAGAGCAGCUUUUUGAACUAAAUCUUGCUAAAAACAAUCUGGAAGGGCCAAUCCCUCAAAACAUCAGUAGCUGUACUUCCUUGAAUCAGCUGAACGUUCACGGUAACCGCUUGAAUGGAUCUAUUCCUCUGAGUUUCCGCAAUCUUGAGAGCCUUACCUACUUGAAUCUUUCUUCAAAUGAAUUUAGAGGCGGCAUACCUGUUGAGCUCGGGAGAAUCAUCAAUCUUGAUACAUUGGAUCUUUCAAACAAUAAUUUCUCUGGGCAUGCCCCUGCUUCUAUUGGAGAUCUUGAGCACCUUCUUACACUUAAUUUGAGUUUCAAUCAUCUUGAUGGACCAUUACCUGCGGAAUUCGGGAAUCUCAGAAGUAUAGUAGUGAUUGACAUGUCAUUUAACAAUAUAUCUGGUGGGAUACCUGGAGAAUUGGGCCAGUUGCAAAAUGUAGCAUCUCUUAUUUUGAACAACAACAAAAUGGAUGGAAAAGUGCCGGAUCAAUUAACCAAAUGUUUCAGUCUUGCAACUAUGAAUAUUUCGUACAACAAUUUCUCUGGGGUUCUACCUAUUGAGAGAAACUUUUCUCGAUUUUCACCAGACAGCUAUAUUGGCAAUCCAUUUUUAUGUGGCAAUUGGUUAGGUUCAAUUUGUGACCCGUAUGCAAGAAAAUCCAAAGUCUUGUUCUCAAGAACCGCAGUUGUUUGCAUAGCAUUGGGCUCAGUCACAUUGUUAUCCAUGGUUAUUGUUGCAUUAUACAAAUCUAACCAACCAAAACAGUUUAUGAAGCAAUCUCACAAAAGUGUUCGAGGUCCACCUAAACUUGUCCCACUCCACAAGGAUAUGGCAAUACACACAUAUGAAGAUAUAAUGAGAAUCACCGAGAACUUAAGCGAGAAAUACAUUAUAGGAUACGGAGCUUCAAGUAACGUGUACAAGUGUGUUUUGAAGAAUACCCGACCAAUGGCAAUUAAACGUGUUUACACACAUUAUACACACAACUUGCAAGAGUUUGAAACAGAGCUCGGAACAAUUGGAAGCAUCAAGCAUCGGAAUCUUGUCAGCCUUCAUGGAUACUCGCUCUCCCCCCAUGGGAACCUGCUAUUCUAUGACUAUAUGGAAAAUGGUUCCCUCUGGGAUCUUCUUCAUGGACCUUUAAAGAAGGUCAAACUUGACUGGGAAACAAGGCUAAAAAUCGCUGUCGGAGCUGCUCAAGGGCUUGCCUAUCUUCAUCAUGAUUGUGACCCUAGGGUUGUGCACAGGGAUGUGAAAUCCUCCAACAUUCUGCUGGAUGAGAAUUUUGAGGCUCAUCUCUCUGACUUUGGGACUGCAAGAUGCAUCCCAACUGCUAAAGCUCAUGCAUCAACCUAUGUUUUAGGCACUAUUGGCUACAUUGACCCCGAGUAUGCCCGGACUUCAAGGCUAACUGAGAAAUCGGAUGUGUAUAGUUUUGGUAUUGUUCUUCUGGAGCUACUGACAGGAAAGAAGGCUGUAGACAAUGAGGCUAACUUGCAUCAGCUGAUAUUGUCGAAAGCAGAUAAUGAUACAGUAAUGGAUGCUGUGGAUCCUGAAGUUACUCUUACAUGCACUGAUAUUUCACAUGUUAAAAAGACCUUCCAACUUGCCCUACUGUGCACUAAACAGCACCCUUCCGAGCGACCCACAAUGCACGAUGUUACCAGGAUUCUACUCUCUCUGCUUCCAUCUCCGGUUCCCAAAAUUUGUCCUCCCUACAAAGCUUUCGACUAUGCCCAAUUUGUGAUGGGUCAAGAGCAGUCUCAACUUCCCACAGAGCAGCAGCAUGUUCAGCCCGACCACAAUUCCUCCGAUGCCCAGUGGUUUCUCAAGUUUCAAGAACUAGCAUCAAAGCAUACCUCGUAGACUUGUUGGUCAGUAAUUUUAAGCAGCAGCAGACAUUAUGGAAGUGGGUGGGAUGCAACAAUACACUAGAUCCCAAGUUUUGAUCCCUCGUAUUUACUUUUGAGAUAUAUGAAGCUAGACGAUUUCUUACACCAGAUAUUGCAACUGUAAACCAGCUGAUGUAUUGUAUAUUUUAUCUAGCUAUGUAGUUUGCCAUGACCAUCGUAUGUAAAUUCACUUAUUUAAAGGAACUUUAUGGUAUUUAUAAGUAGGAAUUGCCGUUGUGUUUCUUUGAA